Astyanax mexicanus (Mexican tetra) is the source of this 1314-nucleotide messenger RNA. RefSeq names its product endothelial differentiation-related factor 1 homolog. The transcript has 5 exons. Gene Ontology annotation, cellular component: nucleus. Lineage: Eukaryota; Metazoa; Chordata; Actinopteri; Characiformes; Acestrorhamphidae. Gene Ontology annotation, molecular function: DNA binding. Bases 199 to 645 code for a protein of 148 amino acids. The record is from RefSeq and is a predicted model, not a curated record.
GGCCUUGAUUUAAAGGCCAUUCUGUACUGGAUUUCAGUCAACAUCCAGGAGGUGGUGUUGCUGGAACAAAGCUCUAAAAUCCUCACUGGAAGAGUCAGUGUUUUGUCGAGGAGCUCCAGUACUCCUCCGUUUCUCCGCUGUAAACAGUAACAGUUUUAUACAGCUUUCUCUCAGCAGCAGCAGAAACACCCACGAACUAUGGCGGAGUGCGACUGGGACACGGUGACCGUGCUGAGGAAGAAGGGCCCGUCCUCAGCUCAGGCUAAAUCCAAGCAGGCUGUUGCUGCUGCCCAGAGGCGUGGAGAAGAUGUGGAGACCACCAAGAAAUGGGCAGCAGGGCAGAACAAGCAGCAUUUGGUGACUAAGAACACAGCUAAACUGGAUCGUGAGACAGAGGAACUGCAACACCAGAGAGUGCCACUGGAGGUGGGCAAGGUGAUCCAGAGAGGCCGCCAAGACAAGGGAAUGACCCAGAAAGAUCUCGCCACUAAAAUUAACGAAAAGCCUCAGAUUAUUGGUGACUACGAAAGUGGAAAAGCAAUUCCCAACAACCAGAUCCUGGGCAAGAUAGAGAGAGCCCUUGGAUUGAAGCUGCGUGGGAAAGAUAUUGGGCAGCCCUUGGAGCCUAAAACCAAAAAGAAAUGAGGACAAAGCCUCGAAAUCAGCCCCUUCCUCCCCUGAUCUUCCCUCACUCCAUAUUCCCACUUACUAAACAGAUUUAUGCUACUUGCACACGCUUGAAAUAGAAGGGUCAUGUGACUACAGAUGACAACUACAAAGAAAGAAUGUAGAGAAAGAAAUAAUUAUUUUUUUGUUUGUUGCUAAAUAUGUGGAGCUCUACAGAGUUGUAUAUAGUUUAAUUUGUGUUAAAUUUAGAUAUGUUUGAAUACUGCACUCCCGUUUUGGAGAGAGUUUGUUUGAAAGAUGCACCACUCUGUAGCUGUAGUUUAAAUGACUGCUGUAGUUUAAAUGACUGCAGCUUUAGUUUUUGCCUUUUAAUAGUGCAAGAGGCAUACACCAGCCUUAACCCUCUAAAACCCUCUGACUGUCCCUUGCUUCCCCUUCCUUGUCCUGGGCUGAUCUCACACGGGUUCUACUGAAGAACCUGGUGUACCACUGCAUUCAGAAGCUGCAUUAUAAAAUGUCAAUCAGAAAAAUCCUUAAAACAAAUAUGAAUGACUUUGUUGCAAGAUCUAAAAAAGUGCUAUGAUUAUUUUGGUAAAAGAAUGUUUUUGCAUGUAAUAUUUUUUGAGGUUUGCAGAAAAUAAAUGACUUUCACAUGUGCUUAUCUAAUAAAGCUAUUCAAAAGCAUGA